Capra hircus (goat) is the source of this 1191-nucleotide messenger RNA. It is a transcript of the gene PDLIM4, whose product is annotated as PDZ and LIM domain 4. Gene Ontology annotation, biological process: actin cytoskeleton organization; heart development; muscle structure development. Lineage: Eukaryota; Metazoa; Chordata; Mammalia; Artiodactyla; Bovidae. The coding region runs from base 77 to 1072 and encodes 331 amino acids. Gene Ontology annotation, cellular component: filamentous actin; stress fiber; Z disc. The transcript has 7 exons. The record is from RefSeq and is a predicted model, not a curated record. Gene Ontology annotation, molecular function: actin binding; muscle alpha-actinin binding.
GGCGUCCAGGCGGCGGCGGGGACGGCGGCGGCUCCUCAGUGUCCGGCUCAAGCUCCGGCUGCGGCUCCGGCUCGCGAUGCCCCACUCGGUGACCCUGCGCGGCCCUUCACCCUGGGGCUUCCGCCUGGUGGGCGGCCGGGACUUCAGCGUACCCCUCACCGUCUCGCGGGUCCAUGCUGGUAGCAAGGCUGCCCUGGCUGCCCUGUGCCCUGGAGACCUGAUCCAGGCCAUCAAUGGUGAGAGCACAGAGCUCAUGACACACCUGGAAGCACAGAACCGCAUCAAGGGCUGCCAUGACCACCUCACGCUGUCCGUGAGCAGGCCUGAAGGCAGGAGCUGGCCCAGUACCCCAGAGGACAACAAGGCUCAGGCACACAGGAUCCACAUCGACUCCGAGGCCCAGGAUUGCAGUCCACUGACAAGCAGGCGGCCCUCAGCCACCGGGCUUGGGCCAGAAGAUGGCAGGCCAGGCUUGGGAUCUCCUUACGGGCAGUCACCUCGCCUCCCAGUCCCUCACAAUGGCAGCAACAGUGAGGCUACUUUACUGGCCCAGAUGGGUGCCCUGCACGUGUCUCCACCCCACAGCACUGACCCAGCCAGAGGCCUUCCGAGGAGUCGCGACUGCGGAGUCGACCUGGGCUCAGAGGUGUACAGGAUGCUUCGAGAGCCAGCCGAGCCUGCAGCUGCGGAGCCCAAGCAGUCAGGCUCUUUCCGCUAUUUGCAGGGCAUGCUGGAGGCCGGCGAGGGCGGGGAACGGCCCGGGCCUGGCGGUCCCCGGAACCUCAAGCCCACGGCCAGCAAGCUAGGCGCUCCGCUGAGUGGCCUGCAGGGGCUGCCUGAAUGCACGCGCUGCGGCCACGGCAUCGUGGGCACCAUCGUCAAGGCGCGGGACAAACUCUACCACCCCGAGUGCUUCAUGUGCAGCGACUGCGGCCUGAACCUCAAACAGCGCGGUUACUUCUUUCUGGACGAGCGGCUCUACUGCGAGAGCCACGCCAAGGCGCGCGUCAAGCCUCCCGAGGGCUACGACGUGGUGGCGGUGUACCCUAAUGCCAAGGUGGAACUCGUCUGAGCCGCUCCCGGAACGUCGCAUCCCCGCCUCUGCUUUUUUUAACGUCCCCGCGCGGUCCGUGUAAAUAUGUGUUUGCGUCCUGGCUCUCUUAAUAAACUUCCUCCUCUCCACCUGCGCUG